GCACCGUACGUCAAUGGCGGCCCGGAGAGACUGGCGGAAGCUAGCUUUGCAACAUGGCGGCCGAGGCAGACGGCCCGCUCAAACGAGUGCUGGUGCCGCUUCUCUUACCUGAGAAAUGCUACGACCAAAUUUUCGUCCAGUGGGACUUGCUGCACGUUCCCUGCCUCAAGAUCCUCCUCAGCAAAGGCCUGGGUCUGGGCAUUGUGGCUGGGUCACUGCUGGUAAAGCUGCCCCAGGUGUUUAAAAUCCUGAGAGCCCAGAGUGCCGAAGGGUUGAGCCUUCAGUCCGUCAUGCUGGAGCUAGUGGCAUUGACGGGCACCAUGGUCUACAGCAUCACCAACAACUUCCCCUUCAGCUCUUGGGGGGAAGCCCUGUUCCUGAUGCUGCAGACGGUCACCAUCUGCUUCCUGACCCUGCACUACAGUGGACAGACUGUGAGAGGCGGCAUUUUCCUGGUGAGCUAUGCACUGGUCCUGCUGGCUCUGCUGUCCCCACUGCCACCUCCGUCCCUGAUCACCCUGCUCCAGGCCUCCAACGUGCCUGCUGUAGUCGUGGGGAGGCUGCUCCAAGCAGCCACUAACUACCGGAACGGCCACACAGGCCAGCUCUCCGCGGUCACCGUCUUUCUGCUCUUUGCGGGCUCCUUGGCCAGAAUCUUCACCUCCAUCCAGGAGACCGGAGACCCCCUUAUGGCUGGAACCUUCGUGGUCUCUUCCCUCUGCAACGGCCUCAUUGCAUCCCAGAUCCUCUAUUACUGGAACGUGAAGGCCCCCGGCAAGAAGAAGCAGCAGUAGCGAGGAGCGGGCUGGCGGAGUGCCCCCCCCCCAGCCAGCCGCCCAAGCGCAGGGCCAGUCCCACCUGAACCGGUGUGCUGGUGUGACUCCUGAUCAUUCAUUCCUCUGCAGUCGCAAAAUUCUGGAGCCAGGGUUUCAGUGGAAUUGCCGAUCCUGAGAAGGGACAGGGACUUCCAGGCGGACAUUUGGCACCUCCUGCGCACUGUCCUGUGCACGUUCUACCAAUUCAUUUAUUUAUGUCGGCUGGGAUCUUCUCCCUGCUUCGGUAUUCUGGGGCCAAAGUCUGCCCUGUCCCCUCCAUGUCCCCACGUCCCUGGUGGCCCCGGGGGACAGAGCCUGGGUAGCGGAAGGAACUAGGGGCCGCCCCCUCCCUGAACCCGGUUGGGAGGGUCUCCAGGACCCCAGUGCUGGGCAGGCGGUGGGGAAGGAGGGCGGAGAAUGACUCAGGCACAGCCCCAGGGCGGGGUGAGCGGCUCCCUGCCCCGGCAGGCCCAGGCGGAAGGGGGUGGGGCCUGCUGGUUCCUGCUGCAGUGAAGGGGAACAGAAAUGGGGCAAUAAAGACUCAGAAACCGGGUUUAAUCAUAAAAA
Hyaena hyaena (striped hyena) is the source of this 1382-nucleotide messenger RNA. RefSeq names its product mannose-P-dolichol utilization defect 1 (gene MPDU1). Lineage: Eukaryota; Metazoa; Chordata; Mammalia; Carnivora; Hyaenidae. The transcript is spliced from 7 exons. The coding region runs from base 54 to 794 and encodes 246 amino acids. The record is from RefSeq and is a predicted model, not a curated record. Gene Ontology annotation, biological process: oligosaccharide biosynthetic process.